Molecule: messenger RNA, 2063 nt
Organism: Durotheca rogersii
Lineage: Eukaryota; Fungi; Ascomycota; Sordariomycetes; Xylariales; Xylariaceae
Product: transcription factor Tfb2
Exons: 2
Coding region: 216-1670 (484 amino acids)
Biological process (GO): nucleotide-excision repair
Cellular component (GO): transcription factor TFIIH holo complex; transcription factor TFIIH core complex
Molecular function (GO): ATPase activator activity; double-stranded DNA binding
Source: RefSeq, a predicted model, not a curated record
CUCGAACCAGCGCCUCGUUGGCCCAUUAUGUACCUAUGUAGUAGGUAGGCACCUACUUUUCUUUAUGCCUUUCAACGUCUUCUCACACCCCUCCCAGACAAGCUCGUCGACAUUCCAACACCAUCCCUUGACCUAUUUGUUCUACACCCUCUUCCCUACGACGAAAAUCUCUCCCCGGCUAGGUCUCGUUAUGGUUGAUCCGACAUCACUUCACCAUGUCGGGCAACACAAAAUCUCUCUCCCAAUACCUGGAGCAGCUUCCGGGAACAACUUUUAGGAAGCUAUACCAGCAGCCAUCCACUGCCUUCGCCAUCUUCCGCCGCAUGCUUCCUCACAUGGCCAAAACCAUCGUCAUGGCCAUCCUCUACUCGCCGAAUCCUUUCCUCCUCUCCGACCUCGACGUCUGGGUCAAGCCCUCCGCCACCCGAGAGAAGGACCAAUCCAUCGCCAUCCUCCGCUCCCUCCAUAUAAUCCAACCCCAGUCCUUGACCCUGACGGCCAACUUCAAGAACAGCCUGCGCCUCGCCUUGGAGGGUGGCGGCGACCACAACUCCUUCGGCGUCCUGUCCACACAUCCUAUUCCCAGCGAUGUUGACCACGCGUUCCUGGAUAAGUAUGCGAAGAAGAAGUGGGAUGACAUUCUCUAUUACAUAGUCGCUACCGUCGGGUUGACAGGCCCCGAGAAGGGUUCGAGCGGGCCUAAGCAGUCAGUGAAGGACCUCUUGCUGGCUGGACGGUUAGUCGAGCGUAGGCCCGGUGGGGGAGUCCAAAUCACUCAGGGCGGGUUCUCGUUCUUGCUGCAAGAGACAAACGCCCAGGUCUGGGCCCUGCUUCUCUUGUGGCUCGAGGCGGUCGACGCGGCGAACGCCAACGGCUCCAGUUCAGGCAUGGACGGCGUGGAUAUGCUCUCGUUUUUCUUCCUUCUCGCCUCCCUCGAGUUCGGACGCGCAUAUAGUACCGAUGCUCUGACCGAGACCCGGCGCAACAUGCUACCCAUGCUUGUCGACCUCGGCCUCAUAUAUAUUCCCCAUAAUAACCCUCAUCAAUUCUUCCCCACCCGGUUGGCGACAACCCUGACGAGCAACGAAACCGCUCUGCGGAGCGUCAGCGCUGGCUUCUCGGCGGCGAGCGACGCGACCACCGACACGCAGGACAAGUGCACCAUCAUCCUCGAAACCAACUUCCGCAUGUACGCGUACGUAACCUCGCCGCUGCAAAUCGCCGUGCUCGCGCUCUUCUCGGAUCUCAAGUUCCGCUUCAAGGGGCUCGCGUCGGGCCACCUGACGCGCAACUCGAUCGGCCGCGCCGUCAGCAUGGGCAUCACGGCCGACCAGAUCGUCUCGUACCUGUCGACGCACGCGGACGAGCAGAUGUACCGGCACGCCGCCGCGACCAACAAGCCCGUGCUCCCCCCCGUCGUCAUCGACCAGAUCCGCCUCUGGCAGCUCGACACGGACCGCGCCGUCAUCAAGGACGGCUACCUCUUCAAGGAGUUCGACGAGUACAAGGAGUACAAGGCCGUCGUCGACUUCGCCGACAACAUCGGCGUCUGCGCCUGGCGCAACGACAAGAAGGGCAUCUUCUUCGCUACCAAGGUCGAGCAGAUAAAGGAUUUCAUGAAGUCGCGGCGCAAGGCGAACGAGGCCAGCGCCGGCGACGCCUCCAAGUGAGGUAUCGACGACGACGACGACGACGACAACGAGGACGUCCUUACGUUGCCCUAUCGCCUCCGUUCUCCCUCUUUUUUAUUUCACCUCUUUUAUCUUCGAUCCGCCAACUUCUACUAGCCCCUCAUACCCCCCCCCCCUUUUUUUUUCCUACUUAGUCAUAAUCGCCCCUUUCCAUAGAUCCGGUUUCGCCAUUACGGUCGCGUCAUAUUAUUUGGGAUAGGAGUUUGGUUUUUUUUUGGUCAAGGGGCCUCUGCAUCGGGACCUGACGGAGUUGAGCAUGUUUUGUUUUUUUCCGAAUAAAUUGAGAAUGAGUAUACGGAGCCUGAGUGACCCCUGCGCGGCCACGCUGGGUUAAAACGCAGAAUGGUCUUCCAUUUUUACGUUAACGAUUUU